This is a messenger RNA of Oikopleura dioica, 450 nucleotides long. The record is from the annotation of a GenBank genome assembly. NCBI's taxonomy places the organism in Eukaryota, Metazoa, Chordata, Appendicularia, Copelata, Oikopleuridae.
AUGACUAUCAACCGGCCCUUGAAGUUUUUCUACUAUGCGGUGGCUGUCGGCCGUAAUCCUGGCAUUUAUCAUAGCCAAAAAUGCUUGAUGAAGGAAGUCGAAGGCUUCGAGGGGGCUGUCUAUGCCAAGCUGCCGACAUCAAAAGACGCGAUUGCCUUCAUCAACCAGCAUCACAAGAAACCUAAUCGUUACUACACAAAUUCGAAGUUUUUAACGAAUCCUUACCGAAAACUGAUCGAUGGCAAGAACGCGCCAGAAAUGAAAGAGCAAGUUAAGAAGUCUUCGCCAGCGGAGAAAGCUGUAAAAACGCCAACACCGCAGAAAUCAUCUGCUCCAACGGCCGCGCAAAAGUUAGCGAAAGUGUUUGAAGACGAAAAGAAAGCGCAAAGCUCUGCGCCAGUGACUCAAACUGCCUCCUCAACAGCUAAACCUCGAUUCAUCUGGAAGUAA